Molecule: messenger RNA, 963 nt
Organism: Alternaria novae-zelandiae
Lineage: Eukaryota; Fungi; Ascomycota; Dothideomycetes; Pleosporales; Pleosporaceae
Exons: 2
Coding region: 1-963 (320 amino acids)
Molecular function (GO): thiopurine S-methyltransferase activity
Source: RefSeq, a predicted model, not a curated record
AUGGCAACCCAGAACCAAGACCGCCUCCGAACACACUUCUCCUCGACUCCCGACAAAGAACACAACAACCGCUGGGACGACCUAUGGAGAGACUCUACAUUCCUACCUUGGGAUCGUGGUCACGCGAACCCCGCAUUGAUUGACCUGCUGCAGGAGCGUGGUCGCCCAUUGUCGUCCCCAGACCCAAAUCCUUCUCUCGGCGCACCACCACCAAAUAGCGAAUCGGCGGGUUAUGCGUCACUCGCUGGACCUCUACGAGACGAUAAGAAGAGGAGGAGGGUGCUUGUGCCGGGGUGUGGAAAGGGAUACGAUAUAGCGCUCUUCGCGGCGCAUGGAUAUGACGCUUAUGGGCUGGAGGUGUCCUCGCAUGCUGCUGAGGCCGCGAGGGGUUAUCUAAAGGACGCUGGCAAGGGCCCAUUGGAAGGAGAAUACCAGGUGGCAGAUGAGAAGAUCGGUAAAGGGGCGACGAACGUUGUAUGUGGGGAUUUCUUUGAGGAUGGCUGGUUGGUAGAUGUAGAGGGCUGGGAGGGUGAUGAAGGAUUUGACAUUAUCUACGACAUUACGUUCCUCUGCGCGCUCCCUAAGUCGCUAAGGCCAAAGUGGGCAUCUCGAAUGACCACGCUUCUCCGCCGCCCGACCGCGAACUCCCCGUCUACGGGUGGUGUCCUCAUCUGUCUCGAGUUCCCAACACAUAAGCCCGCAUCCUCUGGCGGCCCUCCGUGGUCGCUUCCGCCGCUUGUACACACUGAGCUGCUCAAGCAGCCAGGUGAGGAUAUCUCGUAUGACGAUCAGGGAGUGGUGACAAAAACGGAUAGAGAGGAGGCGGACAACGCGCUGGUCAAGAUCGCGCACUAUACGCCCAGGAGAACCCACGAUGCUGGCGUGAUCAAAGGUCUCGUACGAGACUGCGUGAGUAUGUGGCGACACAAGGUAGAUUGUCCGGAGGAGCAGAGAUGGCAUUGA